CUGUGUUAUUUUAGUUGCUGAAGGAAACAAUUUCUGUAGUUCCAGAGAAAUCAUCAACUUUCCCAAUAAAUCACAAGCCACCGACAACAUGUUCCGGUAAAAGCCCUUACUCAAUAACGAAAAGAUUGGCUGGAAAAUUACGUGCUAAACUGAAGAAUCAGACCUCAAAGAAAGUGUGAAACAUCGAAACACUAGGUUAUUAAGCUUAAAGUUUUGUACAAGGGGAUGUUUCUGAUAAAAAUUAGCAUCACUUUCUGGCUUCCUACAAGUGGCUGAGUUGCUUCUUUUUGGUGUCAUGAAAUGUUGCAAAGAGGUCACUCACGGAGCUUGUUUGGAAAACAUGGCAGUGGGUUGGAAAUAGUCUAUACCUUGUCUUCCCGGUUGAUGAGCAGUCUUCCAAGUUACCAUAUAAGGCUUCUUACAGGACUUAAACUCAGUGAACCUUGCUGCUAUAACCAAACAUGGCAGGAGCUAGGAAGGAGUUGAUGUGUUAGUGUUUGAGAGCUAUAUCUAAUGGAUGCACAAGUGUAACAAGCCUCAGAUCAAUGCCAUGUAAGUUUCCAGUUUUCAAUCUAAUGCUUUCUAUUCCAUCCAAUUUCUUCUACUUUUUGUGAACCUCGCUGCCAUAGCCAAACACAACAGGAUCUAGGAAGGAGUUGAUUCUGUCUCCCUGCAUGCCACUUCUUACUUGUUUUAUGAAAAUUGGCCACCAUUUGCCCCAGUUGUUCAUAAUGAUAUUACAAAUGAUAUGCUGAUUUAUUGACAAAAGUUGAUGUUUAUUGCCCUUCCAUCAUUCUUAGGAUUGGUUCUGUGCUUUUUCUGGAAUGACAUAACUGCUACUGCAGCAUGCAUCAAAGGGGAAAGAUGGAAGCUCAUGCUAGUGAAUUGGAUCUCGUCUUCCCAUCAUGGUGACAGUUCGCAACAUCUUACAAGAACUAAAGAUCAAACAUUACUGUUUUGAACAAAUACACAAUUGUAAAAAUAUCAAAAACAUGUUCAUAUCUGUUUAUGCCUUGUGGUGAACAAAAGGGAAAAACUCUU
Molecule: messenger RNA, 1041 nt
Organism: Rubroshorea leprosula
Lineage: Eukaryota; Viridiplantae; Streptophyta; Magnoliopsida; Malvales; Dipterocarpaceae
Source: the annotation of a GenBank genome assembly